Myxocyprinus asiaticus (Chinese sucker) is the source of this 1233-nucleotide messenger RNA. Its product is annotated as shiftless antiviral inhibitor of ribosomal frameshifting protein homolog. The transcript is spliced from 4 exons. Lineage: Eukaryota; Metazoa; Chordata; Actinopteri; Cypriniformes; Catostomidae. The record is from RefSeq and is a predicted model, not a curated record. The coding region runs from base 1 to 630 and encodes 209 amino acids. Gene Ontology annotation, molecular function: ribosome binding; sequence-specific mRNA binding. Gene Ontology annotation, biological process: innate immune response; viral translational frameshifting.
AUGGCGACCUCUAGUGGAAGUAAAACCACCCAAGCCGUCUGGAUCCAGUGGUGCCCGUCCUUCAGCACAAGUAAGGAGAUUCCCUGCUUGUAUAUGUGUAUUUACAGGACAAACAAAUCAUCUUGUUACACUGUAGUCUUACACAGCAUCUCUCUUCUUCUACCUCAGGCCAAAGAAAAUCCAAAUGACGACAAGGAUAUAGCGGAGCUCGGGGCUUGUCUACGAGUUCUAGAGCUAACGGAGGAGAACAAAUGUAUGUUUGACCAGGCACAGGCAAACCAGAUCCCUGCUGUCAUACAUCAGUUUGCCUGCGAGUCUUGUGAUAGGGACUGGUGGAGACGUGUGCCACAGAGGAAAAGGGUAAGACUUCUAACCACACCUGUGCUGUUCACACAGACUUACAGUGAAAUCGAAAACAAGCCCCAUGUGCCUGGUACCGAACGCGUCCACCCACGUAGCAGACAGAAGAACAGGAAGCCACGGGUGGUGUACCCCAGCCAUGCUCAUAUAAGCAGUGGAUCCACUGUAAACACCUGCCUAAGUCAGGGCAGUCUGCUGGACAGCCUCAAUGAGCUCAUCUUGGAUGACAUUAAAGAGGAGUCUGUUGAAGAGUCAGAUAGCAGCAGCUGAGGCACCACAGGAAAUUAUUGCAACGUGGUUUCCCCCUCUUGAAUGGCACGGUGUUGCUUUGAGUGACACAGGCUCUUAUGACAUAAUUCCAAAUUAUGUACUCAAAGUAACAAAUGCACAACUAAAAGGCAGUCUGAAUGUUUAAAUACAUAAUGCACUACAGGUUGCAUUCAUUCUGCGGCAAGCAAAUCAUUUUAGAUUUUAACCAAUCUGGAUUGGAAUGAAUCUUUUUGACCAUCUUUUUGAUUUCCCUACCCAACCAAGUUUGUCCCCUGCACUUUUUGGGGAAAUGAACAUCAUAUUUCCAAUUUGUUUGCCUGUAGUGGAAAACAUUUUGUUGCUGGCUGCAUAAAAUGUCAACUUUCAAACUAAGCAGAUGCCGCCGGUGAACAAGUGCAUUGAUAAUCAAAUGCCCAAUUAGCACUUCUAAUUAUUUUUUUAUUUUUUUAAUCUCAAUUCCUCUAGCCCACCAUACUGUUUGUUGGUGAAUGUUUUUUGCACCAAAUCAUUACAUUUCCCUCUUAUAUGACUAAAGAUGGGUGCUGCUUUUGUUUGCCUUCUUAAAUGAAUUGUAGACCACACUUUAGAACCAACAUCAAAUUA